UUCAGUCGUUGAUACGGAUUUCAGGAACCAUUUGGGUAUUUAGAUGAAAUAAUGUGAGUUUCAGUCGUGGUCGUAAAGGUAACGUUAGCUAUAUUUCGUCGAGGAUUUGAUGUUUUAGGUGAAUUAAUGUGAGUUUCAGUCAAUUUUCUUGAAAACGAGACCUGUCGCUAGCUAAUAAUGUGUAAUAAAGGGCGGUAAUAAUUGAUAGUUAGCUGGCUAACUAGUUAACGUUAUAUAUUAAUAUAUUUAGCCAAUGUAGUUAACGUGCAGUGUUAACUUAGUGUACUACAACGCACACUUGCCAGCUAGCUAAGGUUAUAUGGAGAAUAAAAUGAACAUUUAACGCUGUAUGGGCCAGCUAGCUAACUUUAUAUGUAGAAUGAAAUUGACAUUUAACGCUGUAUGGGCCAGCUAGCUAACGUUAUAUGUAGAAUGAAAUGGACAUUUAACGCUGUAUGGGCCAGCUAGCUAACGUUAUAUGUAGAAUGAAAUGGACAUUUAACGCUGUAUGGGCCAGCUAGCUAACGUUAUAUGUAGAAUGAAAUGGACAUUUAACGCUGUAUGGGCCAGCUGGCUAACGUUAUAUGUAGAAUGAAAUGGACAUUUAACGCUGUAUGGACCAGCUAGCUAACGUUAUAUGUAGAAUGAAAUGGUCAUUUAACGCUGUAUGGGCUCUACUGUAAGCAGGGUAACUAUGUGGUCCACUGUGUAUUGCUGUCAACAAAUAACAACAUGUGUGUAUGUGUGUGAAUAACCUCUCUUAAUGAAAGGAAGAAUGGAUUACGUUCACACCCCUGCUUUCCGCUUGGAGCCCUCUGGUGCCCUCACCCUGAGGGCAUCUGAAGAGGCUGCCAGGGUUGCCAGGACCAUCCAGGAGGAAGAGUGUACAGGUGUAGUCCGGGUGCUGAAGCCACGACAAGUGAAGGAGAAGGCAAAGGCUUGUGUGGUAGCCAGAGGGGGUGACCCGGAUGAUAGCCGACUGGUGGACAGUGAGAGUGCCAUCCAGUUCGGCAAAUACCGGGGUCAAACCUUCAAGUGGCUGCUAAGCCACGAUGUCGGCUAUGCCGUCAAGGCCUUGGCUUCUCACCAGCAAGAGAGGGAGAUGGGGGACACAAAUACGUCUUCUGAAAUGGCCAACAAGGACCGGUUUGACUGGUAUACCAACCUGUUUCCUGAGGUCCAGAAGGCAGUGGAGGAACGCAGGGUACGGGACGGGACCUUGCCCCCCCGACCUGACCAGGAGGACACAGCAACAGCUUUAGCGCCUCCUAAUCCAUCUGCCGAGCCAUCAGAUCAGGAGUUGCUGUCUAUCUGCGUGGGUUUUGACCAAGGUACUCUAUGUUAUGGCACGUUAUUGUUUAUUUCUGUUGAGAAGAAUAUACAUAUGAAAUGACCUUUCCCCUAAUAACUAUGUGUUGUUGUUAGCAUUAACAGGAUACACUUUAAAGUGGUAAGGUAAGUGGUCAAAUUGUUAAAACACCUCCUAGCUGGGCUUAGAAAUCACUGUAGAAUUUCUCAUUUUUGCAUCCAUUUUGCUUGCCAUAGAAAAAUCCUUCCUCAUCUUUUUGUGGAAUGAAUUGUUUACUGUAGCUUGUCUUGUCACCAUUCCAACCUGUAUUUCAGUCUGCAUCACUUUGAUUGGCCUAUUCCUUGCUUGUAGAUGUCUACCCACUAUACAUCUGUUGUUUGUAUCUUUUAAAUGUAGAUUGUGUUUAACCUAGAUUCCUAACCUCUACCACUGAAAACACUGAUCAAAACUAAACCAAAGUGCAUUGGCUGUCAACAGGCUGUUAACAUGUUUUGAAGCUGAAGCUCUAUUCUAAUUGAAUUAUUUCACUUAUUUCUCUGAAAUAUUUUGUGAGACUAACUCCUGUGCUCCUGUAGCAGUUCCUACUGCUCCCACCCCCACCGCACCCCCUGCUGUGCUAGCUCCUCCUGCUCCCACUCCCACCGCGCCCCCUGCUGUGCUAGCUCCUACUGCCCCUCCUCAGCUCCAGUCAACCUCCCAGCCAACAGCUGGACCACUACAGCCUGCUGCUGACGCUCAGGUGCUUCUCCCUGAGGGAUGGAAGCAGACCCUCCCAAAGGAGCAGCAAGAGUGGGUCAGUCAGGCCAUUUUCAUCAGGAACAAGCAGCUCAAAUGUGUCCUGAAAAGCCAGCUUGAGCUGUGGUACUUCCCUCCUCUGCCUCCUAACAUCAGCCAUCAGCCUCCAGCUUCUCCCUCCGCCUACUUCCUCCGGCCAUUCUGCCUCUGGAUGCCCUACCGCCUUUGGGCCUUUAAGUUUGUGUGCACCCAGCCACGGUGCAAGCGUCAAAAGCUCACAGGCUGUGGGGUGUACAAGACAGUCCGGAGGGUGCUUGACAUGGACGGCUGGUAUUUUAUGGGGACAGAGUACCUGGAGUGCCGCCUCUGUAAGAAGAAGCUAGCAGGAUGGUCGCUGGAUAUCUUGGACCAGCUGGACGCAAGUCAUCGCUCCAUUUUCCCAGCCAUCUUGACUUACAGGCUGUCCUGUGACCUGAAGGUGGUCAGGCUGAUGAGAGAGAGGACACUGGGGAACAGUGCGACCAGGCUGUACAACCAGCUGAGGGAGCAGCACAGCCUGACCUGGAUGAGUCGGACCCUGUACUACCUGUCCGUCUGUGACCACUUUGUAGUCCCAGGUGCCGCACCACUGAGGGUAACACCUCCUCCUCCCUUUUUGGAUGUUCCCUCAGCCCAGUGGCUGCUGACUGUCCACGGCUACGACGUUCUGUUCCAGCUGGAGGAUUUCAAGGCCAGAGUCACCUCCAUCUUUGGGUCCAUCCUGAAGAUGGAUUCAACCAAGAAGGUGACCAAGAAACUAGCUGGGGCAGCACACGGGACAGCAGCGUGGGCCACAAAUGUGGGCAAUGAGUACGGCCAGGUGCUCAUUACGGUCCUCACUGACAGCGAAGGAGAGGGCCUGCUCGACAUGGCAGCUGGCCUCCAGCAGCGCUACAGUAGAGCUGGAGUGGCACCUCCCAAGCUGCUCUAUGUCACCCGGGACUGCUGCGCCCUGAUGGGAAAGGGGAAGACGGCAGCCAUGUUCAGCCAGUGGGAUGAACUCAUCGUCCGGCUGGAUGUGGGGCACCUCAUACGUCGCUUUGCUCGGGGAGUGACAACAGAGAGCCAUCCUCUGUAUGCUCUCUUUUUGCGGCGGCUCUCCUCCUGCAUGUUGGUGUGGUGUGCAGAGGAUGUGGAGCGCCUGCUGGAGGCCAAGCGAGGUGAGCUCAAGGAGAGCCACAUCACGGGGCUCAGUGACGCACAGGUGAUGAAGAGGAUCAGCCUGAAGGAGAUGGCUCGGCACUGUCGUCGCCGCACGCGCGGGGCGGAGGAGACCGAGCGUCUCAUCGGGGAGCUCCUGGAGACCUUCAUCGAUGCCACAGACACCCUGGGCGUCCGGCUCCUGGACCGUGACCGAAUGCAGGCCAUCUGGCAGACCCAGAGACGACACCUGGUCUGUAUUCAGGACCCCCCUGGUGUCAGCAUCUACACCAAAAAGGGCAAGGACGUGACCAAGGGAGGGGUCAUCCUGCCUGUGUUGCGUUGCGCCCGUGAGUCCACCUCCCUGGAGUCUUUCCACCUCCACCUCAACUGCUUCAUUCCUGGAACAAGUGCGUCUGCCGAGCACUUUCAGGCCUAUCUCCUUGAAGGGUUGGUUCGGUGGAAUGAGGACCGUGCCGAAGCUGCAGCGGAGGGGGGGGGGCAGAAGCAGACCCUGCACUGCUAUGAUGGUGUAGCCCAGCACGCCAUCAAUGAGCUGAGCCAGAAGCUCCUGGGCCGCAGUCUUGUGAAGGAUCACACAAGGCCUGCAAAGUACACUGGGGAACUCAUUGGGGUCGAGUAUCUCUUCUCCCAGACCCAUGGUGACCAGAGGUUGGAGUCCAACCUCGGUAAGGACCCGGAUGUCCCAGACGGGACACCUGAUCUAUUUGAGGGAGGAGAGGGAGAGGAGGAUGACCUGAGAGAGCUUGAGGAGGAGGAUGACCCCACCGUGUCCUUGUCCGACCUCGAUGACCAUCUCCCACCAGUCCCUCCACUCAGGAAGGCCGCUCCACCGCCCACUCAACCCAACCCAUCCCAGGUACCUGUCGUCACACCCCCUGAUGACACUAUGGAGGAGAUGGACACUGCACCAGCUGCCAGUCAGGACCCAGAGGAUGACGAGUACAUAGGACCUGAUGGGGUUAGUGGAUACCAGCACGUGGUCCUCCUGGCCAAGAGUCUGCUGAGGCUGCUGGAGGGGCCAUGGAUCUCUAAUAGGCAAAUAGAGGAGAUCAUGGCUCUCUGGGGAAAUCUUCCGGAGAGAGACAAGGCGGCAGUCUCCUACCCCGAGAGGUUCCGGGACCGAGUCCUGCAGGGGAGCUUCAACAAUUCAAAGAGCUCAACCGUGACGGGGGAAGAGAGUAUGAAGCGCUCCCUGCUUGGCCAAGGCUCUGGACCUGCUCAGUGGCCCAACACCAGCAGGACAGUGGAGGCCAUUUUUGUGGAGCUGUGCCACAAACACCCUGCUGGCAAGACGGUUCUUGGUAACCGGGUCAACAGGUGGGCUGCUAUCCUGGGGGACUACAGGAGAAUCAGGACCAUGGUGCUGAGCAGCCCAAACCUCAAUACCCACACAAGGCUGCAACUGUUCCAGGUCAACAAGCUGACCUUGACACAGUGGUACAACAAAUGGAUAUCUUCUAUGGAGAGAGUGGCCCUGCACCAGAACCGUGACAGCAUGACUGCAGAGAGGGAGGAGUCAGGCCCCUUCCACACUGCAGUCUGGAGCACUUCACCGCUGCCAGCCCCAUCAACCAGCAGCACCUACCAGCUGCCAGAGGACAGAACGGGGCAGGCUACACAGCGUGGCAGAGCAGCCACUUGUCAGCCACUGCCACCUCUACCGCCACCCAGUCUGCCUACCACCUCCCUCCCUAUAACGCCAGUCUCCCAAGACCUGCCCUCGACCUCCACUCCUCUUCCCCCUCCUCCUGCUGGUGGACCCAAGGUCUCCAGGACCACUGAAUGGAGAAGGAAGAAGAAGCUGGAGUCUGGCAUUAAAGUCAGAGCGCACAAGCCAUACGAAGGCUAUAAGUGCUCUAAAUGUGGCAAGCCGAAAACUGCAGAGUUUGGACACAGUAUGUAUGAUUCUGUGAGAUUCUGUGCCGCUUCCUCUGGUGGCCAAACUGUGGAGGAGUGGCUGGCACUCAUGAGGGCCCAGCAUGGUGCUAGCCAAGGCCAGUAAACUCUGACUGACUGACUGAUUGGUGUGUCAAUUGUAAAGUAGUCUUUGUAGAUGUUCUUUGUUUUUUUUUAGUUUUUUUUUUAAACAUUCAUUGUUAAUCUCUUGUACAUUUAGCUCAUUUAAAGUCAUCUUAACUUGUACAGUAGGUGUGUCAAUUGUUAAGUAGUUUUUGUAGAUGUUCUUUGUUUAUUUAUUUUUUUAAACAUUCAUUGUUAAUCUCUUGUACAUUUAGCUCAUUUCAAAUCAUCUUAACUUGUACAGUAGGUGUAGGGGACAUUAUGCUGGGUUGUUUCACAUGUGACAUUCCCUGUGAAAUAAAUAAUAAUUGAAUGCAAGGA
Salvelinus fontinalis (brook trout) is the source of this 5587-nucleotide messenger RNA. RefSeq lists its product as uncharacterized. The record is from RefSeq and is a predicted model, not a curated record. The transcript is spliced from 11 exons. Lineage: Eukaryota; Metazoa; Chordata; Actinopteri; Salmoniformes; Salmonidae. The coding region runs from base 2256 to 5249 and encodes 997 amino acids.